CCAGGAAUCACACUAUGAAAAUUGACUAAAAGAAGGGUUCAGCAUGAAUUGUUCCACGUGGCUAUCCCUCAUCCUGGUGCUGGUGCAACCUUGGCCUUGCUUUACAAGCACACAGAAUGACGGCACUCAAAACACAGAUCAGUCUUUCACAGCAGUUCGAAGAGUGAAACGUGGCUGGGUGUGGGAGCCUCUUUUUGCAACAGAGGAACAGCCUGCAACAAUGCCUGUGUAUGUUGGACAGCUGAAAUCAGAUUUAGAAAAGCAGGAUGGCAACCUAAAGUACAAUUUGACUGGGGAGGGAGCUGGAAGCAUUUUUAUCAUCGAUGAAAAUAAUGGCAAAAUUUAUGUGACACAAAAGCUGGAUCGAGAGAAAAAACCCUUCUACACUCUAAGAGCACAAGCAAUUAAUAGGAAAACACAGCUUCCUGUUGAACCUGAAUCAGAAUUUAUCAUCAAAGUUCGAGAUAUCAAUGAUCAUGAACCACAGUUCUUGGAUGGACCUUACAUAGCCACUGUUCCAGAGAUGUCACCUGAAGGUACUUCGGUUACACAGGUAACAGCUACAGAUGGUGAUGAUCCUUCUUAUGGGAAUAGUGCCCGUCUGCUUUACAGUCUCAUUCAGGGACAGCCCUAUUUCUCUGUGGAGCCAAAGACAGGGGUCAUCAGAAUGGCUUCCGGAAUGGACAGAGAAACAAAAGAUCAGUAUUUGGUCAUCAUUGAAGCCAAAGAUAUGGUUGGGCAAGCAGGGGCACUUUCAGCAACAGCCACUGUUACCAUCAACCUGUCUGACAUCAAUGACAACCCACCUAAAUUUCAACAACAACUCUACUAUAUGAGUGUCUCUGAAGAGGCUCCUGUGGGCACCACUGUAGGAAAAGUCUUUGCGGAAGAUGGCGACAUAGGGGAGAACGCAGCCAUGGACUAUUCCAUUGAAGGAGAUAGCUCAGAUGUUUUUGACAUCAUUACUGAUAAUAAGACUCAAGAAGGAAUUAUCUUAUUAAAAAAGAGAGUGGAUUAUGAGAGCAAGAGGAGAUACAGUAUUCGAGCAAAAGUUGUAAACAGGUACAUUGAUGACCGUUUUCUGAAAGAAGAACCAUUUGAAGACAAAACCAUUGUCAAAAUUGAUGUGGAAGAUGCUGAUGAACCUCCAGUUUUCACCUUGGAAAACUAUGUGAUGGAGAUUCCUGAAGAGUCUGUGAGUGGCACAGUGGUGGGCAUGGUAACUGCUAGAGAUCCAGACAAUGAUGACAGCCCAGUCAGGUACUCUAUUGUCCAUGGCAUGCAUUUAAAGAGAUUGUUCAGCAUCAAUGAACACAAUGGAACAAUCAUUACAACUAAACCUCUGGACCGAGAGAUAGCUUCUUGGCACAACAUAACUGUUACAGCCACAGAAACAAGAAAUCCUGAAAAAAUUUCAGAAGCAAAUGUGUAUAUCCAAGUUCUGGAUGUUAAUGAUCAUGCACCAGAAUUCCCUAAAUAUUAUGAAACAUUUGUUUGUGAAAAUGCAGUUUCUGGAAAGCUCAUUCAAAGCAUCAGUGCGGUGGAUAAAGAUGACUCAACAGAAGGUCACCAUUUUUACUUCUCAUUGGCUCAGGAAGCCACAAACAACUCGAGUUUCACUGUCAAAGAUAAUCAAGAUAACACAGCUGGAAUUUUCACAGCAAAAAGUGGCUUCAACAGGCAAGAGGAGUUUUCUUUCUACUUGCCAAUCAUAAUCCUGGAUAAUGGAACCCCACCACUGACAAGCACAAAUACUCUUACUGUCACCGUCUGUGACUGUGACACUGAAGUUAACAUCUUGUACUGUCGAUACAGAGCUUUUAUGUAUGCCAUGGGUCUCAGCACAGAAGCUCUAGUUGCUGUUUUGGCUUGCAUACUAAUACUCCUAGUGUUCUUUUUGGCAAUUGCAGCCAUAAGGCAGCAGAGGAAGAAGUCUCCCUUCUCAGAGAAAAUAGAAGAGUUUAGAGAGAACAUUGUCAGGUAUGACGAUGAAGGAGGUGGUGAGGAGGACACAGAAGCCUUUGAUAUUUCAGCUCUGAGGACCCGCACUGUCAUGCGAAUGCACAAACCUCGGAAGAAGGUCACCACAGAAAUCCACAGCCUCUACCGACAGUCUCUGCAGGUUGGCCCUGAUAGUGCAAUCUUCAGGCAAUUCAUUUCAGAAAAGCUUGAAGAAGCAAAUACAGAUCCUAGUGUUCCUCCAUAUGACUCACUUCAGACCUAUGCAUUUGAGGGGACUGGCUCUUUGGCAGGCUCCCUCAGCUCUUUAGGUUCAAAUCUGUCAGACAUGGAUCAGAGUUAUGAGUAUCUUACAGACUGGGGACCUCACUUCAAACAGCUUGCAGGCAUGUACACUUCCUGUAGAAGUGUGGGGGAUUAGUUACCCUUUGACUUCUUGUUUUAUUUUCCUAAAUCUCAGCCACCAGAAACAACUAUGGAUUUUUAAAAAGGACAUCAUCCCACACUUAAGCAUGAAAAAUAAAAGGCCAAGUUUGGAUUUUUUUUCUGGACAGUCUUGGAUGUAAAGAUCUUUGGAAGAAUCACACCAGAUAUGUCAUAAGGUGAGGGGAUGGAGAGACUCAUUUGAAAAUCUCGUGGCUAUUUAGGUGUCCAAAUGCAAACUCUGCUGCUUUGUAUAUCUAGGCACACUCCUGGAUCCUAAAAACCCGGGUCCUGCAAGUAUGAAAGGAAUAUAAGCCAUAAAUGGAUAUAAUAAAUAUUCUGUCAUCUAUAAGCUUUAAACAAUUUCCAAAGUUAAACCAGACUUUUGCUGUGGCAGUUAAAUGUAUUCAUUAACCAAAGUUAAACAUGCAUAUUUGUAUAAUGUCUCAUUAUAUAAAUACACUUGUGUGAAAAAGUAGACCCUAGACAUUCUAAUACAAUUCUCAGAAGUGCUCACAGAAUCCUCUAUUUAUUGUUCUUAGGAUGAUAAAACUAUAUUACCUUUUCCUAUCAGUGUAAAAAUAAAAUCCUAUUACAAGAUCAGCAAGAAUUUGAUGCCAUUUUAGUUUUAAAUGGAGUUAUUGGAAAAAUGUACAAACCAAUAUUUAAUUUAGCAAAUAAGAUAGGGAAAAAAGUUAGAAUCAAUAUGAAACAUAAAUACUGCAAUCGACCACAUUAUCUGUUACUGUACUUAGAACGAAAUGCUAUCCAAAUAUAGGCAUUUUUCCUUUUAUUAAGAGUUUAAAGGAUGAGUGAUUUACCAGCAGAGAUUCCUUUUUUUUUCAUUUUAUUAUGCAAUAUAAAAUUAUCUGCACUAGUCAGUUUUAUUAGAACAAUGUUAAGAAUCUUUAAAAUGCUAAGAUGAUGGCUUUAAAACUUUAUGUAUAACAUUAGAUAAUAAAAUAAUAAAAUGUCUUAA
Molecule: messenger RNA, 3361 nt
Organism: Dryobates pubescens (Downy woodpecker)
Lineage: Eukaryota; Metazoa; Chordata; Aves; Piciformes; Picidae
Product: cadherin-19
Exons: 12
Coding region: 44-2380 (778 amino acids)
Biological process (GO): cell-cell junction assembly; cell morphogenesis; calcium-dependent cell-cell adhesion
Cellular component (GO): catenin complex; adherens junction; plasma membrane
Molecular function (GO): cadherin binding; calcium ion binding
Source: RefSeq, a predicted model, not a curated record